CAUUACCUCACCUAGCCCCCCAUUACCUCAUCUAGCCCCCCAUUCUCUCACACAGCCCCCCAUUCUCUCACACAGCCCCCCAUUCUCUCACACAGCCCCCCGGUUCCCCAUUCUCUCACACCCAGUGCGGAGGUCGCACUCCAUUAAUGGGGGUCUGGCUCCCCCGUGGGGUGUCCUAACGCCCGCCGGACACGGCCUCUCCGGGAGCGGCUCCGUCCAUCACUCCGGCUGUGGCUCCUGGGGGCCAGGCGGGCGGCCCCGAGUGUCCGAGGCUCCCAGCUUCAGCACCACCGGCUCCGGACAGCGCUCCAUGGAGCUCCCCAUCAGCUUCCUGUCAGACAGCAGCCGGCCUGAAGCCUCCCCGGAGCGGGCACCGCGGGCACACCGGGGGGAGCUGGAGCUGGAGGAGGAGCUGGUGCUGCUGGCCACCGAGGCCGGGGAGGACCCCGGGGAGGGCGAGGGCCCCGGGGUGGAACCCGGGUUGCUGUCAGUCAUCAGGAAGAAGGAGAAGGACCUGGUGCUGGCGGCCAGGCUGGGGAAAGCCCUGCUGGAGAGAAACCAGGACAUGAGCCGGCAAUACGAGGACAUGCAGCGGGAGCUGACCGACAAACUGGAGCAUCUGGAACAAGAAAAACAUGAAUUGAAACGAAGAUUUGAAAAUCGUGAAGGUGAAUGGGAAGGGCGAGUGUCUGAACUGGAGAGCGAUGUCAAACAACUGCAGGAAGAAUUGGAAAAGCAGCAGGUCCACCUUAGAGAAGCCGAUCGGGAGAAAUCCUCUGCUGUACAGGAACUGUCUGAACAAAACCAAAGACUCCUGGAACAGCUCACUAAGGCCACAGAGAUGGAGAGACAGCUCUCGAUGCAGGUGAAUAUUCUACAGGAAGAAUUCCGUGGGAAGAGUCUAUCUAGCAGCCAACAUAUUUCACGCUUGGAAAGUCUCCUGGCCGAGAUCAAAAUGCUUUCAGAUCGGAAACAAGAGUUGGAGGAGCAACUGGGCACCAUUAUGGAAGAGAACGAGCAGCUCCAGGGACUCGUGGAUGAACUACACGAUCGAGAGUUAAUUUUAAGUCAACAAAGUUGUGCCAAGGAGCGUCAGCUGGGAGAGAGCCAACUGGAAUUAGAAGAACUUAGACUUUCUUAUCGGCAGCUGCAGUUGAAAAUGGAGGAACUCAAAGAAGAGAAGAGUCUCCAGCAUCUAAACAGCACAAACACUUCUCUCCUAUCUGAAAUUGAGCAGAGUAUAGAGGCCGAAGAACAGGAACAAGAAAGAGAGCAGUUGAGGUUGCAGCUCUGGGAAGCACACUGUCAGGUCCGAUCUCUUUGCUGCCAACUAAGAGGAAAUGAAAGUGCAGAUUCUGCUGUUUCCACUGACUCCUCCAUGGAUGAAUCUUCCGAAACUUCUUCAGCCAAAGAUGUACCAGCUGGGAGCCUCCGGACAGCCCUAACAGAGUUGAAGAGCCUUAUCUUGAGUAUCCUAGACACAUGCGAGUCUGCGAGCUCAAGAAAAUGUGAGGAUGAUGGUUUAGAGGAGCAGAUUAAACGAACAAGUGAAGACUCCAAAGCUUUACGGGAACUUUUACAAGGAGAACAAGUGAGAAUGAAACAGACAUUUGAGGAGCUUCAACGGCUUCACCAACAGGUGAAACUUUUAAGUAUUGAAAUGACUGCACUGAAAGAAGAGCGGGACCAUCUCCUGGUGCUAACUCAAAAUACAGAGACACACGAGCAGUUAACGAAGGCCAUCAAGGACCGGGAUGAAGCAAUAGCCAAGAAGAAUGCAAUGGAAAUGGAGUUGGCAAAAUGUAGAAUUGAUCUGAUGUCACUGAACACUCAGCUAUUAGAUGCCAUUCAACAAAAACUGAAUUUGUCCCAGCAACUGGAGGCAUGGCAGGAUGACAUGCACAGAGUCAUUGACCAGCAAUUGAUGGACAAACACCAGAAGGAAUGGAACGAGUCUGUAUAUUCCUUCACCAGUGGCCAACCAGUUAAGCACUGUGGCAAAGUAACCACUCUAAACCGUUCAGAGCGAGAAGAGCCUAUUGGAACAGAAGGGAGGAGUCUCUUCUCAUUUCUAAAGAAAACCAAGUGCUAGUUUUAAACUUUCCACAACUCCCUUCAAUGUAAAAUUGCUUUAGGAUUAAUGGCAUAAUGAAAAGCAAUGACAUGCAGGAAGACAGCUGUAUACUAAAGAAAUGAUCUUCAAUAGUGACAUAAACCUGGAAGGUCUCUUACUGAAAUGGGCAAUCACUGUAUUCACAACAUAUAAAGCCAUUUGUGUGUGAUCUACAGAUGUACUUCUAACAAACUCUGAAAUCAAGGUGUAAAAAGACUUUAGUAAAUGGCAGUUAAUAGAGAGAAGAAAAAAAA
Molecule: messenger RNA, 2367 nt
Organism: Pelobates fuscus (common spadefoot toad)
Lineage: Eukaryota; Metazoa; Chordata; Amphibia; Anura; Pelobatidae
Gene: BICDL1
Product: BICD family like cargo adaptor 1
Exons: 10
Coding region: 311-2092 (593 amino acids)
Biological process (GO): vesicle transport along microtubule; Golgi to secretory granule transport
Source: RefSeq, a predicted model, not a curated record